Bombina bombina (fire-bellied toad) is the source of this 2673-nucleotide messenger RNA. It is a transcript of the gene GALNT15, whose product is annotated as polypeptide N-acetylgalactosaminyltransferase 15. Bases 395 to 2203 code for a protein of 602 amino acids. The transcript has 10 exons. Gene Ontology annotation, cellular component: Golgi apparatus. NCBI's taxonomy places the organism in Eukaryota, Metazoa, Chordata, Amphibia, Anura, Bombinatoridae. The record is from RefSeq and is a predicted model, not a curated record.
UAUAAUCUUCACUUUGAUUCCUUCCUAUAAGCAAACCAUAAAAAGAAGCUAAAAUAUUUUCUUUUUAAACUGUGUUUAGGAUUUUAUUACAAACCUUUUCAUCCAGGAGGAAACUAUAAUAUUGCUGACCAUUGUUUGUUGAUUCUAUGUCAUUUGUUCACAUUGUCGGGAAGGAAUUUGCCUGUAGAGAGAACUAGCUGGUUUAGGGAAAAAAUUAUAAAGAAAGAAAGAAAAGGAAAAGAAAAUAUACACAUAAAGAGCAUGCAAGUGGAAUGCUAAUAGGAAAAACGACCUGCGUGGGAAAAGUGGUUGUGAGGCAGUGAGGAAAACUGAUCUGGAAUGAAGAUAAUUGGAAAUACCAUGACUUUGUGUGUCUUAUUAUGCAAGGAGCAACAUGUUGACGAGGAAGAGAUGGAGGUCUCUGCUGUGCCAGCUGCACAUACUGAUGUUUAUUCUAGGAUUCCUUUUCUUUUUGGUGAUAGUGGCACUACUGGAUCCAGAAGCCCAGAGUGAGGGCAAUGAUAGAAAUAUGCAUCACCAAGGAAGAGGGGAAUAUAUCUGGGCAGGUGGGGGAGCUUUGCUGGAGAGUGGGGAACAGAGCAAUCAGUACAGGGUGGAGGUGUUAUCUCCCCUGUCUUCUCUGAGGGAUGAGGGACUAAUUGCAAUUGGGGUAUCUGAUUCUAGAAGGAACCUUGGCAAGGUCAGGAGAAAACUCUACAGGAUAGUAAGGCAGCCCAGGAAGAAGAAUGAAGAUUUAACUACUCUAGUGCCACAGAGUGUAGUGGUUCUGGACACGCAGGGUGUUAAUGAGGAUGCAAGCCAGAAGGUCCCCUUACGCAGGAGAGUACCUGAGGGUCGCCACCCACUAUGUCUGCAAGAGAAUUACAAUGAGAAACUCCCCACAGCCAGUGUCAUUAUCUCCUUCAACAAUGAAGCUUGGUCUACACUUCUGAGAACUGUGCACAGUGUUCUUGACACUUCUCCAAGAAAAUAUCUGAAGGAAAUAAUCCUAGUGGAUGAUCUUAGUAAUCACGAGCAUCUUAAAUCUGCCCUGAGUGAAUACAUUGCAAGACUUGGUGGCGUUAAGUUAAUCAGGAGUAACAAGCGGCUUGGUGUUGUUGGAGGACGUAUGCUGGGAGCAGCAAGAGCCACCGGGGAUAUUCUUAUCUUCAUGGACUCACACUGUGAGUGUCACUCAGGCUGGCUAGAGCCUUUGCUCAGCAGGAUUAUGAAUAGCAGAAAUUGUGUAGUCUCCCCUGUUCUAGAUGUGAUUGACUGGAGGACAUUUGACUAUCAUCAUUCUGCUGAUCUGCGGCAAGGAGUAUUUGAUUGGAAACUAGAUUUUCACUGGGUUACUCUACCAGAGCGUGAAGAGAAGGUACGACAAUCCCCCAUCAUUCCGUUCAGAAGUCCAGUAAUACCAGGCUGUGUGAUCGCAGUGGAUCGUCAUUAUUUCCAAAAUAUCGGAGCAUUUGAUAUGGGCAUGACCUUCUGGGGGGCUGAAAGCACAGAACUGUCAAUCCGGGUUUGGCUCUGUGGAGGUUUAGUUGAAAUUGUUCCAUGUUCACGUGUUGGCCAUGUGUAUCGCAAUCAGGGAACAUAUACUUCACUUCAUUAUGAAGCAGAACUGAGGAACAAGAUACGAAUUGCUGAAGUAUGGAUGGAUUCAUAUAAGUACAUGUUCUACAAACACAAUGAAAAAGCUUUGAACCAGACAACUGAUAUCACUGAACGUCAGCAGCUGCAGAUAAGAUUGGGGUGUAAAAGAUUUGAAUGGUUUUUGGCAAACAUUUAUCCAGAAAUAAACUCUUCUUUGAUCCUGGAAUCAGCUGGACAACUUUUAAAUUCAGGUUUUGGAUCAUGUAUGAAUUAUGAAUAUAACCAAGGAGUAUCAGGACAACUUGUUUAUCUUUCCAACUGUGAAAAUAAAAUCAACCAGCUUUUUGAGUAUAACAACAUGAAAGAAAUCAGGUUUGCAGCAUCACUUUGCCUUGAUGGUAGACAUGAACAGAUUAUCCUUGAAAACUGCACUGCUACUGAACAUCAUAACCAAAGAUGGGAUUUCAACGAGGAUGGAUUAUUGAUACAUGUUUAUACCGGCAAGUGCAUAGAGGCAAUAAGCAGUGAAAUGGGCACAAGUUUGUAUCUACGGACAUGCAAUAACCAAAGAAAUCAAAUCUGGAAAAUCCUACACCAGUAUUAAGUUAAUCAAUGGAAAUGUGAUCAUUACCAAGCCUUCAAUUGCAGAUUGACCAGAUUCUCAUAGAGAAACAAAUUCUUGCUGCAGUUAGGUUGCUAUGGGGUAAGAGCUAGAACAAAUAGCUUACGUGUGUAUUUUAUGUUAAUUUGCACUGCUCUUCUGUUGGAUAGACUUCUGUGGUGAAAUGAUUGGAAUUUAUACAUUCAGAAUUUGGAAUACCUCAAUAUUUUUCAUCUGCCUAAAAGAGGAAUUUCUGACUAGGAAAUCCUCACGUUUCAGUGCUUCAUUUGGCACUCUUGUCCAAGCAUAUUGCCUGCUGAUAUAUCCAGAGACCAUUUCCAUUUGCAAUUAAUCUCAUCAUCCAUUGUGUAUUGUGUAUUUAUUUUGUUUCUUGUCAAAAGGUCAACAAACAGCCAAAUUAAUUAUGUCAUCUGCAACCUCUCUUAAUAUAAUAUCUUGUAAGACAACUGGAA